Messenger RNA from Achroia grisella, 6552 nucleotides. RefSeq lists its product as uncharacterized. The transcript is spliced from 17 exons. The coding region runs from base 277 to 4938 and encodes 1553 amino acids. The record is from RefSeq and is a predicted model, not a curated record. NCBI's taxonomy places the organism in Eukaryota, Metazoa, Arthropoda, Insecta, Lepidoptera, Pyralidae.
GUACUCGUAGUAGGCGACGACGAGUGCACGAACAAGGUUAUCUGGCGCCCUAACGCUCACUCGCGUUCGAGCUGCGUCGUAUAAUCUAUGGUUCGCAUUCGGGAAUCGGUCGCCUUAGCGUGUGUUCGUUCCGUGCGUGCGUAAACCGUAUUUAUAAAACGAGAUAUUAUUAACGUGCCGUACGUUGUGGUUUCGCAAUCUGUAUUAAAUAAACAAAACAGUGUUAAUAACGGGAUUUGUACAUGUACAACGCGUGUUGUGUAAUGUGACGUUAUUAUGACAAGUGUUUUGAAAAAGCCAAAAGGCGCAAAAGUUAAAUCUGAAUCCAUGCUAGAGGACCUGCCGUCGAGAUGGGGGAGUUGCUCCCAUGUGAAUAAAACUGACGACGUCGCCAAGUUGAUCAAGUACAUCGAUGACAAUGUUAUUGGAAAGGAAAAGUCGUUUUGCGGACCAUUUGGUAGACGUAAAGUUGUGUACUGUGACUACAAUGGGUCUGGUCGUGCCCUGCAUUGGAUAGAGGAGUACAUAGCGCGGGAUGUGCUGCCCACUCAUGCCACACUGUGCACGGCGCUCUCACACACAUCGGGACAAAGUGACAUCUACAGAUUUGAAUCGAAGGAGGUUAUCAGAAAUGCGGUUGGAGCAUGCCCUGAGGAUGCAGUCGUGCUCGGAGCAUCCUUGGCGAGGUUCCUCAGGACUUUACGGCCAGAUAGAGUUGCCCUCUUUGUAUCCUCCAGAGAAACGGAAAGGCAGCUGGCCCCGUGGAAGGAAUUCGGUGCUGAGAUAAUCAAAAUACCAGAGACAAAGGAAGGCUUUAUAGAUUUGAAUAACCUUGAGCUUAGACUACAGCAAAAAUCUGGUUCGGGGAAACGAAUGAUCGGUUUUUUCCCAGCUGCCUCGAAACUUACUGGUGUUUUGGCUGAUGAUGUGGCUACCACGUUACUCCUGCACCAGUAUGGUGCGUGGUCCUUCUGGGAUUAUACGUUAGUGGCACCAUCUUCGUCUGUCGACAUGAACCCCACGUUUGCUGGCGUCGAAGAUGAAAUGGUGAAGAAGGAUGCUGUAUUCUUUAACUGUGAAAAGUUUAUUGGUGGUGUACAGGGUCCUUAUGUGACAGUUGUGAAGAAAGAUGUUUUCAAAAAUACUCUUUUUUAUACGGAUGAUGUUGAGGUGUUAUCGGAGAGAAUUGAAGAGUUAAAGUCAACGGAGGCGGUGAGGGCUGCGAUCGUGAUGCUGCAGCGAGAUGCUAUUGGUCUACAGAACAUAACCGACAGACAAGACCACAUUACUAGACAAGUGCUGUCGCAUAUAAAGAAUAUACCGGAACUAAUAUUAUUAGGAAGUGAAUCUGCAACUGGGCGAAGACUACCAAUUUUUUCAUUAAUGGUGAAACACCCACGAGGUACAUUCCUUCACCACAAUUUUGUCUGUGCUGUAUUAAACGACGUCUUUGGAAUCCAAGCAAGAGGGGGUCUGAACAGUAAUCUCAAUUACGGAUCAGAUAUUCUUGGAAUAGAUGAUCAGUUACUUAAGGAAUAUGAAAAAUUACUAAAUGUUGAAGCACAAAAAGAAAUUGCUCGAGCUCGAAAACUUAGCGAUGUAAAGGCUCCAGAAGUACCAAUUUACAAUGAACAUUUAAGACCAGGGUUUUGCAGAGUUUCUCUUCCUUUUUUUAUGUCAGAAAAUGAGAUAGCCUUCGUUUUAGAAGCGUUGAAAAUGGUUGCUACUGAAGGAUGGAAAAUAAUGCCUCAAUAUGUAGUGAACCCACAAACUGGACAAUGGAGACAUCAUACAUGUUCCGUUUUAAGAGAUAGAAAAUCAUUACAUUCCCUUAAAUUCAGUGAUGGGAAAAUUGUUGCACACGAAAGAAGAGUUUCUGGCCCAGGAAUAUUUCCUCAAACCUAUACAGAAUGUUUACAAACUGCGAGAAAUCUGUUUAAUAGGGCACGAAAACUUGCCAUGAAGUGUUCAACAGCUGAACCCGAAAUGUCAUUUAAUCCUCGAAUAGAUUAUUUGAGAUGGUUUAUGUUACCUAAGGAGGCUCAUGAGCUUCUAUUGGGUCGAUCAGCGAAUGUUAAACAUAUUGUGCCAUUUGAUCCCUCUGGUUAUACAGGAGCAAGAAAAAGCUUGCACAUUUCAAGAUCUUUAAUCACUUCGUCACCUGUAUUGGGAUCCUCACCUCGUCAUUUUAGUCUCUCAGCCAUUGACGAUUGCCAAAUAUUUAGACUGAAGCAAACACAAAAGUUUUACUCUAGGGAGUCUAGUCUUAAAGAAACGUCCAAUGAAAAUAUAAAACCAAGUCACCCAGUGCAAUUCGCAGUUGGCGAAACAGUAUCACCCUUACGUUUAUGUCCUCAAACAACGAAACAAUCAUUACUCACGAGAUCUAGAUGUUAUAGUUUAGGUUCAGAUAGUCCGCCAGUUCCAUUGAGUCCACAAACAAAAUUAAAUCUUGGUCUCAAAGAAGCUAGUCCUAAUAAUAUAGCAGAGUUACAAAAAACUGGCAGCUAUUGUAAUUGUGGUAGCCAAACUGAUCUUCAAUCGUUGGAUGACCCUAUGAUCUCACCCGGAAAAGCAUUCCCGUACAGCACUCAAAACAGUACUUCUAUAUCCGAUUGUAGCCAAAUUGGGCGCACGUCUCCUGCCACGUCAUUAACGUCUCACACGUCGGAAGAUAUUCAUGCUUACGUCAAAGAGAUGACAAAAGAAAUAGCAACAGAGAUAAAGUCGGAAAUACGUGAAGUAAUUUCUAAAGUCGACGACAUAUUGGAGAAUUCCGACGCGGUCGAUCAGUCAAAUCUUAGUCUGAACUCAGUAUCUAGUCAGAAUGAAAGGAAUUCAGUAUCAGUAAUAGAUGUAGCAGAAUACUUAAUGGGAAUGUCUAGAGAAAUGGCAUCUGAAGUAAAACAUGAAAUUCGAGAAAUGGUUAGUCAAGUUGAUGAAAUGAUCUCUCCCGAUUACGUAGGAUAUUGUUCAAGGAAAUCUUCGCCACCUAGACCUGGUCGCCAACGUAUCGGUUCAGGUCCUGAUUUAGGACUGGAUUUAAAACGAGAGACACAAACACAAUCCUUAAAGAAAUGUCCGACAAGCCCUGUUCUACCAUCUCAAUAUAUUGAUGAUGAAGAAACACGAUUCAAUAAGAGAUCACCCUUAACACUGUCUCCAAAAUCUGCUCAACGUACACCUUCUCACGAAGCGUCUGGCCCAAAUAGCAUAUCAUUUAAUUCCAGUGAAACUUCUACACCAGAUACAAUAAUUCAAGUUGUGACAACAAAUCAAAAUUCCCCUAAUCUUCCGAAAUCAUUGAGUUCUAACAAGUUAUCAGACGAGGAGAAUAGCUGCAGUGACGUAUCAUGUAGAUAUUGUUGCAUUAAGAAAUCUUGGUGUCAAAAUCCUUCAGUAAGCUCUCAAGAUAGCGGUAUCAACAUGACAUUUACUGAAACCGACUCUUAUGUGGAAUUUGUAAAAUGGCGAACUUCUUCAGAUCCUACAACCAACAAAGGGAAGAAACUUCAGGGCAGACAUCGAAUAUGUCAAAAACAUGAGAAAAUGGAGGUGCCGGAUAUCAUUGAAGGGGUCCCGGUUUGUUCCGGGGACCACGUGAGACAGACGAACAGAUACAAAGAAAGCAGCGCAGAUUCAGGCAGAGUGGCUUUCCAAAUACCUGACGAUCCGGAUAGACAGAAUAGGGCAGUCACUUCAGUGACAGAUUCAAAGCGUUCAAGCAGGUCUUCCAAUGCGUCGUCGUCGUGCUCGGAUCGUAGCUCCAGGUCCAGCGGCUAUGGAACAGACCAGAGACAAUCUCAUGAGGAGCACUGCUUUGAAAGAAGUGAGUCGGAGUGCCGUCUUCUAAAAGAGGAUUUCUGUUGGGAGGAAGACCCUGACGACAGUAGUGCAUGCAGCGACUCUUCACUCACUGAUUUUACCUUCGAUGACGAGGGCAAGUGGCACUGCCCUCCCAAAUUGAUUUGGAAGACCACUGUAGAGGCAAUUCACGAGUUCAACAUGAUCCGACCGGGAGACAAAGUACUAGUGUGCCUGUCGGGUGGCAGAGAUUCUAUAGCGUUACUACAUACCAUGCAUCAGUAUCAAUUUUACGCAAGAUCUAAGGGGAUUCAUUUCAGUAUCGGGGCGUUAUUUGUUCACGAGGAUAAAUCUGAGGUGGAUCCUCUUCAUCUGAUGGCAUACUGUCGAACUCUUGGCGUUAAGUUGAUCUAUCAAGAUAAAUUGGAAGACGUCGCGUCGGAAGUAGUGGGACGCACGUGCGCGGCUCGUGUUCGCCGUUCGGCGCAGAGUUGGGCGAGUCAUGGCGUGCGUCGGCGUGCGUACGCGGCCGCACGCGCGCAUGGUUAUGGCGUGGCGGCGCUCGCGCAGUCGCUCGACUCCGCUGCGCGAGCCUUCCUCGCCGCUCUCUUCCAUUCCGGCACGCUCGCCACGCUCAAGGCGCAUUACAGAGUCAAGGAGCACGACAUCCGCAUCAUACGGCCGUUCAUCUAUGUCCGCUCGCGGUCUCUAGCCGCGUUCGCACGUGUUCGCAUGCUGCCGGACUUCCGUGGACGCGAUGCACACUCUCCACUCGUCAGCCCUGCGCGCAGUGACGACAGUGACGUUAAAGAACUGGCCCAUAUUGAACGAUCAAUCUCAGAACCGUGCGGUUCAACUGAGAAGCAAGUGUUCCCUAACCACGUACGGCGCUCGCUCGACGAACCGCUAGAUGAAGCAAUGGACCCGCUCGAUAUGGCACACGAUCUGUUAGGCUCACAGGAACGCUUACAUCCAUAUUUGUUCACCAGUUUGAAGAGCGCGCUGCAUCCGCUUAUAAGUGCAAGGAAAGAUCUGAAAGAACAUAGACAUAGAAAGAGAUCGGUGAUCCAAAUGAAGAACGGAGCGCCGGUGUAUGACUCCGAAGAGGGCACCGAGGAGGAACCAGUGCCAUAGACAAAUGUUAAAUUUCCCGCCAAAAUAUGCAAUGUCAAACUUGUAGUUGUAGUCGCGUUAUUGGACACUUGUGAUUAAUCGGUGAUUGUUUAUUAAUUAUUGUGAUGAGGCGUUUAUUGAAUAGUGUUUAAUGAAUUAAUGUUAUAAUGUUAGGUCGUGUGUAACGCGAACAGUUUUUGAAUUUUAUUUUGUUUUGUUGUAUUAAGUUUGGUGUUGCCAUACGAUAAACAAAACCAGUUAGUGGUACUUUUAUAUUUUUUGACAAAUUUGGAAUUGAGAACAAAGUGCAUUUGUUACAGUCUGCUAUUGAAUGAUAGUAUAUUGAGCGAUAGUGAUUAUAUUUUUUAAUGUUAGUUUUUAUAUGUUGAGAUUGUAUGAAUGAGGAGAUGUAUAUGUAUAAGGAUUCCUAUUUAUAUACUGUCAUGUUGUUCGAUUUAAAAUAAUAUAUGAUAAAAUAUAUGAUGUUCAAUAUGAAUAGAUUUUAUUGUUAUAUGUAGUUUCAAGAUAAAUUUAUUCCAGUGUCGAAUUGUUCACAGCCGGCAUUGUAUUCAAUAGUAUUACCUAGUUAUUGAUACGUAAAGUAUGGUAACAAUUUCAGUACUAAAGUUAAAGUUGAAAAGAUAUUGAUUAUUUUAUCUUCUCAGUCCUCAUUAGAGGCUUUUGUAUAAAAAAUUAUAAACAUUGCAAUGGUUUUAUUUUAUUAAUAUGAACAUUGUAAUUCAUUGGAUGGACAUUUAAGAAUUAUAAAAAGGAAAGGAAAAAGUUACUUUUAAGUAAAGAUAAGGACGUUAAGUCGAUCGUCAGAAAAUAAUGGAAUAGAAUGUAUACAAUAUAUGACGAAAUAGCAGUCUGAAAUCCAGUCAUAUAUAUGAAACAGAUUCUCAUCCGUCAUACUUACUCAUGAUAUUGCUUGGGUUUUUAUAGGACUCGGGUUAUAUAUUUUAUGUGAAUAAAUGCCGGCCUACUCUGGAAAGCAAUUUUAAUCCAAUGUCGCAUCGUUUUAAACACAUUAUGUAACGUACCAUUAGCAAAGUAUUAUUAGCAUAUUUGGUGGUCAAUGAUAGAAUUAAUCGACAUCGUUAUCAAUUUGUACAGUUUAGUUGUUUUAAGAUAACAAAACUAGAUUGCAUUAAAAUUGAUAUUGAGAAUAGACUCCAGACGAGACCUGCUGUUUGUUGUUAUCUGUCGAUUGUCAAUACACUCUACGAUUUAAAUUAACAUUAACACAUAAUGAAAAUGUUCGGUUUAAUAUGUAGAUAUGACUUGAUUUUGGAUUGUUAUUUUGUUUUGAUUUAAUAAAAUGUUAUAUAUGCAUUACUUACCAUAAAGUAUUCAGGCCAAUAGGCAUGUACUGUAAUAACAGUAAUUAAAACUGUGGUUUGAUUAAAUACAACGAAUUAAUUAUAUCCGAGUUAAUUUUAGUAGUUGGCAACAUUAUUUUUUUAUUUUGAAAUUGCCAUCUGAAAUUCAAUUGGUAACAACAGUAUUUAGAAUGGCAAUGGUGAAACCGUAUUUGUUUAUUAUUUGACACUAGUGCCUCUUGUUUUCUAUUGUACUUUUUAUAUUCUUUUUUUAAUACUUUGACUUUUGUAUAUGUUCAAAAUAUCUUGUAAC